ACUUCUGCGCGCACACUGAAAACUCACUCUCUCUCUCUGUCUCCCUCUUCGCAAGCUUUCUCAGUCUUUCUCCGUCUCUCACCAAGCACAGAGGCCAAAGCCACUUAGAUCUGAAAGCCCAAACCCCAAAACCUUAGGCUCCAAGGACGAUCUUGGGCGUGCAUGUUAUACUUGUCCACUCGAUCAGUCUUUCUUGCCCAUCAAUUAGGGUUGACGUGAAUGGCGACAACACUUGCGCAAAAUCCCCUUCUUGGGGAAACAACAUGUGGUUCUUUACUGCAGAAACUGCAGGAAAUAUGGGAUGAGGUUGGGGAAAAUGACGAGGAACGAGACAAGAUGCUUCUUCAGUUAGAGCAGGAGUGCUUGGAUGUAUACAAGAGGAAGGUUGAGCAGGCUGCAAAGUCAAGGGCACAGCUUCUUCAGGCCUUGUCGGAUGCUAAACUUGAACUUUCCUGUCUUCUAUCAGCACUUGGAGAGAAAAGUUUUGUUGGAAUUCCUGAGAAUACUUCAGGGACUAUCAAAGGACAGCUUGCUGCUAUAGCACCGGUACUUGAACAACUUUGCAAACAAAAAGAGGAGAGAGUAAAGGAGUUUUCUGAUGUUCAAUCACAGAUUCAAAAGAUAAUUGGAGAAAUUGCUGGGAACUUGAACCUUAACGCCCAGACGGGAAAUCCUGAAGUUGAUGAGGCUGACUUAUCCAUGAAAAAGUUAAAUGAAUAUCAUGCCCAACUUCAAGAACUUCAAAAAGAGAAGAGUGAAAGGUUGCAAAAGGUCCUUGAAUUCGUGAGCACUGUGCACGAUCUUUGUGCUGUCCUGGGGAUGGACUUCUUCAGUACUGUUACAGAGGUUCAUCCAAGCUUAAAUGACUCUACUAGUGUGCAAUCCAAAAGCAUUAGCAAUGACACACUGUCCAGGCUGGCUAAGACAGUCUUAGCACUAAAAGAAGAUAAGAAGCAGAGGCUGCACAAGCUCCAAGAGUUAGCGACUCAGCUAAUUGAUCUGUGGAAUCUGAUGGAUACCUCAAUGGAAGAAAGGAGAUUAUUUGACCAUGUUACCUGUAACAUAUCUGCACCAGUAGAUGAAGUUACUGUUCCAGGGGCUCUUGCUCUAGAUCUGAUUGAACAGGCUGAGGUGGAAGUUGAAAGGCUUGAUCAGCUGAAAGCAAGCAGGAUGAAGGAAAUUGCUUUUAAGAAGCAAGCAGAACUUGAAGAGAUAUAUGCUUGUGCUCAUAUAGAAAUAGAUCCAGAGGCUGAAAGAGAAAAAAUUAUGGAACUAAUUGACUCUGGCAAUGUUGAACCUGCUGAAUUACUGGCUGACAUGGAUAAUCAGAUAACAAAAGCAAAAGAAGAAUCUCUCAGCCGAAAAGACAUAUUGGACAAGGUUGAGAAAUGGAUGUCAGCCUGUGAAGAGGAGAGUUGGCUUGAAGACUACAAUCGGGAUGAAAAUAGGUACAAUGCAAGCAGAGGUGCACACUUAAACCUCAAGCGAGCCGAAAAAGCCCGGAUUCUGGUCAACAAGAUUCCAUCACUGGUUGACACAUUGGUUGCCAAAACUCGGGCAUGGGAAGAAGAACGUGGCAUAUCUUUUACUUAUGAUGGUGUUCCUCUUCUUGCAAUGCUAGAUGAAUAUGCCAUGCUCAGGCACGAACGAGAAGAAGAGAAACGGAGGUUGAGGGAUCAAAAGAAGUUCCAUGAGCAGCAAAAUACAGAACAAGAAGCCGUGUUUGGUUCAAGGCCCAGCCCUGCUCGCCCUGUUGGCACAAAGAAGGUAGUGGGUCCUCGUGCAAAUGGUGGUGCCAAUGGAACCCCUAGCAGACGGCUCUCUCUUAAUGCGAAUCAAAAUGGGGCCAGGUCGGCAACAAGAGAUGGAAAGAGGGAUAAUGCUAGACCUGCUGCCCCCGUGAACUAUGUAGCCAUAUCCAAAGAUGAUGCUGCCUCCCAUGUUUCUGGUACAGACCUGACUCCAGCUUCGCCAUGAUGUAAUAAGAGAGAUCCGUAGGUUUACACCCGUGAUGUUACUAUUCUUGCUAAUUCUAGUUUGUGUUCUGUAGGAAUAUGGCCUACGAAACAGCGAGUAAAAUUGCAGAUAAAACUAUUUGUACCUUUGUAUGUGAUAUUGACGCUUGAAGCUAUUUGAGUCGUGUUGCUUUGAUA
Carya illinoinensis is the source of this 2153-nucleotide messenger RNA. Its product is annotated as 65-kDa microtubule-associated protein 1-like. NCBI's taxonomy places the organism in Eukaryota, Viridiplantae, Streptophyta, Magnoliopsida, Fagales, Juglandaceae. Gene Ontology annotation, cellular component: cytoplasm; spindle. The coding region runs from base 220 to 1977 and encodes 585 amino acids. The transcript has 11 exons. Gene Ontology annotation, biological process: microtubule cytoskeleton organization; cytokinesis by cell plate formation. The record is from RefSeq and is a predicted model, not a curated record. Gene Ontology annotation, molecular function: microtubule binding.